CCGCAACGUGGACAGCAAGCACAGCAAGGGCAGCAAGGGCAGCAUACGCCUAGCAACUUCACAAACAACGCAAGGUACUGGCAGAAUCGGAGAGACAUGGAGGAUGACUUACGUAGAGUUAAGGAGUGGGUGGAUAUGCAAGUCAGGGCGCAACAAGAGGAAGCUGAGAAGAAGAGACAAGAAGAGGAACGGCUGAAGAUGGAAAGUGAGCUUAGACGYAAAAGACUGGAGCAGGAGCGGCGCGAAGCAGAGCUUCRUAGGUUGACUGAAGAGUCGGAGCUCCGUACCAUUGCUGUCGUUGCGCGAGAGCUGCAGAGCUUUCGCGCAUUCCAUGCUAAGCCUACCAGGAAGAAGGUGAAGGAUGUAGUGGCCAGAGUAGUGUCAGCAAAAGUUGRCAUCAACAUCCGGAAGAAGAUACUCAUCCGGMUGCGAUAUGACAAUACAAUCAAGAAGAGAGAUGUUCGGAUUUUGGYGGAGGAGGAAGUGGAAAASACAGACCUCCAYCAGUCAAUCAAAGGAGUUCUGAARAGGAAGAUCAAGGUAGUCUGGCAGAAGAAUAGYASGAUCACUACGCUAUUGUGUAAUCACCAUAAGGCAGCAAGAGGAAAGGAGGACAGCUGCACGUGUAGCGAGUUUGAUCUGCCUCGCUSCGAAGGACAUGUACUUACCAGAAUCUCCGAGCUGCAGAAYGUACGGACGGAGAUGAURAACGGCAAGAACAUUGCAARACCGACAUGGAGAAUCCGRGAGCAACAACUCCAAUCAGUACUCUACCUAUCGUUGAAAGACGUAYUGGGUAGCAAGAUGGUGACGACGCAACAAUCACUGCAAGUGCUAGAUUGCCUGAAGGUGAGGAAGGAAKAAGGCGCUGAUGCGAUAGAAGAAGAAGAGGUGAAGCGACUGAGCMGRCGGUUAAGCGGRCUGGYUAUUKCUCCAGUGGACCGGAACCAGGGUGACUUGGCGAUCAUGUGCCCUUCAACGUACCAUUGGGGGCUGAAGAAGAUGUUCACGUACAAUGCAGCAUACACUCCAGUGUCGAAGCACGAAGUGGAGGUUACCAAGGAAGCCAGGAGGGAAUACAAGGACGCUGGCCUGGAUAAAAUUGCAACGUGGAACGGGAAAGGGAAGAUCGGAAGAGCGGUAGCAUUGGCGGAGAAAAAGUUCAGUGCCAAGGAUGGCGAUAUUGCGCUGCUCAGAAGCUACGACAUCAAAGAAAUGUUUACAUCACUCCCGCAUGAUGCCAUCUUGGAGGCAGUGGACUGGCUGCUGAAGGAAUGGGAGAUACGGGGCAGAACAAGAGUGAGCGUAUGCAGAAGGGGCAAGGCAGUGGUUCUGAACAAGAAGAGUCUAGCUUUGGGAAGUGAUAGGAGGCUGGUGCAUGGCUCGAGAUUCAUGGAUGAUGUAGCGGUUGCGGUGCUUGUGAAUAGGGAAGUGGAGGCCUCCUUCGAGAGGGCGAAGGAGAUUUUUGCCGGGUUUGAGAGCUGCUAUGGCGACAGAUUGCAGAUUGUGCGCACAGAUACAGGAGACAACACAAUUGAUUUUAUUGGAGCAAGGGUUACCGCGAUUCCCAACCCUGUCAGGUUCCUCAUCGAACCCAAGACGAAGAACCAGUACUGCAUGCUGAGGGAAGGGCUACCAUUCAGGUCAUUCCAGGACUUCCUCUCAUACUCAGACAAGAAAGCGAAAUGCGGGGCAAUCAGCGGCGCAGUGCACCGGAUCAAGCAAAUGGGUAAUGCCACGUGUACAGAACUACUACCCCUGCUUGCCACCAAGAGGGAACUACGACGCCGGGGAUACCCCUCGGCGUUCUUCCCCGCAGUCUUGGCAAGGAUUGCCAAGGACACCACGGCUACCUGGGACUGCCUCCUGAUGCAGACCCGAUAGCCAUGGUACGCGACGGCGCUACUUGUAGUUAGUUUUCUCCCGCCCUAAGUGCUCGGGAUU
Chara braunii is the source of this 1944-nucleotide messenger RNA. Lineage: Eukaryota; Viridiplantae; Streptophyta; Charophyceae; Charales; Characeae. The record is from the annotation of a GenBank genome assembly.